Molecule: messenger RNA, 1542 nt
Organism: Gadus morhua (Atlantic cod)
Lineage: Eukaryota; Metazoa; Chordata; Actinopteri; Gadiformes; Gadidae
Gene: tigara
Product: TP53 induced glycolysis regulatory phosphatase a
Exons: 6
Coding region: 111-893 (260 amino acids)
Biological process (GO): regulation of pentose-phosphate shunt; negative regulation of glycolytic process
Cellular component (GO): cytosol
Molecular function (GO): fructose-2,6-bisphosphate 2-phosphatase activity
Source: RefSeq, a predicted model, not a curated record
CGCCCUUUCGUCUCCUUUGGGCCUCCGUAGUCAGAGCGCUGAGCAGCUGCACAUGUGACAGUUCAACUGGUGUUCUACACAUACACAGCGUUCUCCUCCUCUUCAUCACCAUGGCACUGUUCACCAUGGCUUUCACCCUGGUCCGGCACGGGGAAACGCAGUUCAACAAAGACGGCCUCUUACAAGGGCAGGCCAUCGACUCGUGUCUGUCUGAGACCGGCGUCCAGCAGGCAGAGGCGGCAGGCCGUUACCUGAGAGACGUCACCUUCACCAACGUCUUCGUCAGCAACAUGCUGCGGGCCCGUCAGACGGCAGAGGUCAUCCUGAAACACAACAGCAGCGGCGCUGGUCUGGAGAUGGUCUGCGACGCUUUACUGAAGGAGAAGAGCUUCGGCGUGGCAGAGGGCCGGCCGGUGGAGGCGUACCGGGCGAUGGCGGCGGAGGCUGGUGAGACGACGGUGGACUUCGUGGCACCAGGGGGCGAGAGCGAGCAGCAGGUGACGGAGCGCUUCAGGGUGUUUCUAGAAUCCAUGCUGCGCCGCAUUGAUGCCGACCACUGGCUCAACCGCCCGGAACCGGUCCCCUCCGCAUCAGAGCCUCUGGUCUCCCCCCCGGCGGAGGGCCGGGCGGACGAGGGGCUGGGGGCCCUGGGGGCCCCGGGGGUCCACGCCCUGCUGGUGGGUCACGGCGCCUACAUCCGCUCGGCCGUGCGCCACCUGCUGCAGGCGCUGGGCUGCUCGCCGCCGCCCGGCGUCGACCACGCCAACAUGCUGUCGCUCAGCCCCAACACCGGCCUGUCCCGCUUCGUCCUCACGCUCGCCCGGGACCAGGGAGGGCUCGCCAUCAGGGGGGUGCGGGGGGUCUUCGUCCACAGAGCGGACCACCUUAAAUAACCAUGGGGGUGGGGGAGGAGGGUAGUUGACUACGGAGCAAACCAUCCUUAAUGAUUUAGUUUAUUGAUGCUGUUGGCAUAUGAAGAGAAUUUCAACCAAUGUGACAUAACGUGCAAAAGAAUGCCUUUAAUCCUUCCAUAGUGAUCACUCAAUAGCCUUCUGUUUUAUCUGAUCUGUAGAUGUUAAAAGAUAACCAAAUCAGUGAUGAUUUAGAAACUUAUUUUACGUUUUCUGUUCAAAUGGUGUGUGUGUGUGUGUGUGUGUGUGUGUGUGUGUGUGUGUGUGUGUGUGUGUGUGUGUGUGUGUGUCAGUCACUGCCGGCCCGCGGCUCCAUGCUGGGACACCCUGGUUGUUGAAUCACAUAAAUGUGUUCUCUAAUGAGUUCCUCCAUCUAUAUCGGUGAGUCUGGGCUAUAUCGAGAACAGAAUGCCGCUGAACUGUUGACUCUGUAGCCAAUCAGUUACUUUCAUCGUUGUCAAUUAACCUUCGGGCUGGAGGCAGACCCAUGCUUCACUUCACCCACACCACCUUAGCGCCGAUAAGGAAGAUGAUUCGGAGCAACGUAUGACUGAUGAUGCUGCUCUAUAACUGAUGAAGAGGAUGGGAGGAAGGGCAAUGUGAGCACAAUACAGUAAACACAAAAAAACAA